Molecule: messenger RNA, 1893 nt
Organism: Trichoderma citrinoviride
Lineage: Eukaryota; Fungi; Ascomycota; Sordariomycetes; Hypocreales; Hypocreaceae
Product: transmembrane amino acid transporter protein
Exons: 1
Coding region: 1-1893 (630 amino acids)
Biological process (GO): amino acid transmembrane transport
Molecular function (GO): amino acid transmembrane transporter activity
Source: RefSeq, a predicted model, not a curated record
AUGUCCGAGCCGGAUCUGAUCGGGGCGGUUGGCAGCCCAAACAGCCCCGACAGCGUGCAUCGACAGGCCGCCAUUCUCGACCGCCAUCUCCCCGAGGGCUACUCGGCCGACCCAGAGGUCAGCCUGGCCAACGGGCCCGUCGAAGUCCCUGUAGAGCCCAUCGUCGGCUCUGCAUCAGCGAGCCAACGCGGUGCCUUUGACUCCCCUGCGACAGCCUCAGCGACGGAGUUGGGAGGCUCCAACAGCAAUGGCAAUGGGAACAAUGGCAGCAGCGAUGCAACACCAACCCUCGAGACGCUCGAGUCCUCGCUCAAGCUCCAGGGCGGCGACAUCCAUCGCGACAUGUUCAAGAUCAAGGCCAAAGCCGGCUCCCUCCGCCGAUCCAACACCUUCUCCCACCGUCGCUCGCCCGACCUGAGCCCGGCAGGCGAGUUGACGCACUCCGAGCAGCUCGAACCCGGCGGCUUCAGGCGGCAGCACCUGCGUCGUCGAGCUCGACAGAGGCGGCAGAGCGGGAUGAUUGUGGCCAACACCUUCGUGGACUUCCUCGACCUAUACGGCAGCUUUGCCGGCGAAGCGCUCGACGAUACGGACGAUGAUGAUGAAUCUGCCGUCACUGAUGAGGCGGAGGAAGCCGCUGACGAACGGCGUCCGCUGCUUGGGAGACCGAGGGCCGAUCGUCGGAGAAGCUCCCGACGUCUCGGCCGUGAGGGUGACGCGAGCACAGUCAAGACCUUCUUCACGCUUCUAAAAGCUUUCAUCGGCACAGGCAUCCUAUUCCUGCCCAAGGCGUUUCGAAACGGAGGUAUUCUCUUCUCUUCGCUGGCGCUUAUCUCCGUAUCCCUGGUCAAUUGCUUCUGCUUCCGCUUGCUCCUUGACUGCCGCCACAAGUACGGCGGUGGCUAUGGAGACAUUGGCGAAGCCGUCGUUGGCCCCCGGUUCCGAAGCUUGAUCCUCGCGUCGAUUGCCAUCUCUCAGCUUGGAUUUGUUUGCUCGGGCAUCAUCUUUACUGCUGAAAACCUCUUCUCUUUCCUCGACGCCGUCACUCAUGGCCUCGGUCACUUGGGGGUCUCGGGUCUGAUUGCGCUUCAGUUCCUCCCUCUCAUCCCACUGGCCUUGAUCCGCAACAUCUCCAAGCUGGGCCCUGUCGCUUUGGUAGCGGACGCCUUCAUCCUCAUUGGACUCGUGUAUAUCUGGUACUACGACAUUGGAAGUCUCGUCAGACACGGCAUGGAGCCGAGCGUCAAGCUCUUCAACCCUUCCGACUUUCCCCUGACGCUGGGCUCGGCCAUCUUUACAUUUGAAGGCAUCGGCCUGAUCCUUCCGAUCCAGUCGAGCAUGAAGAAGCCCCAUCACUUCAAGGGUCUCCUCUACUUUGUCAUGCUCCUCAUCACGGCCAUCUUCACAUCGGUUGGAGCACUCUGCUACGCGACCUUUGGAGAAAACACCAAGAUUCAAAUCAUCUCCAACUUUCCCCAGGACUCGCCUUUUGUCAAUGCAGUCCAGUUUCUCUACUCGUUGGCCGUGCUGGCCGGUGAGCCUGUGCAGCUGUUCCCCGCGGUCCGUAUUCUGGAGACGUCGAUAUUCGGAGAACGCGCCACUGGUAAAAAGAGCGCGGCAAUCAAGUGGAAGAAGAACGGCCUCCGGACCCUGACCAUUGCCGUAUGCAUUGGCGUGGCGGUGGUGGGAGCGAGUGAUUUGGACAAGUUUGUGGCGCUGACGGGGUCUUUUGCCUGCAUCCCUUUGGUCUACAUGUACCCGGCAUUUUUGCAUUUCAAGGGCGUUGCUGAGAGCAGGUGGGAGAAGACUUUCGAUGUCGUGACGAUGGUGGUGGGAGCAGUUGCCAUGGUCUAUACGACAUCCGUCAUUGUGUUGCAAUGGAUUCAAGGCUGA